This is a messenger RNA of Corythoichthys intestinalis (scribbled pipefish), 1715 nucleotides long. RefSeq lists its product as uncharacterized. Gene Ontology annotation, molecular function: DNA binding. The coding region runs from base 333 to 1277 and encodes 314 amino acids. Lineage: Eukaryota; Metazoa; Chordata; Actinopteri; Syngnathiformes; Syngnathidae. Gene Ontology annotation, biological process: DNA integration; DNA transposition. The record is from RefSeq and is a predicted model, not a curated record. The transcript has 6 exons.
AUGCAGCGAGACAGCGAGCCUUCUGACGUCAUCGUUUCCAGCGUCUGCCCAAAAAUGAAUCAGGCCUUGAUGCGCGCUCCGUAGCGGAGCGACCCGCUUCGCCUAAUAUUUCUUCAGAAAUGAUUACUGCACGUGCUGGAGCUUCGACACAGCACGUCUUAACAGUGUUUUAGGGGACUACAACAUCGUUUAUUUGAUCUACGUGCCCAGGUAACCGCUGUCGGUGCAGCUUUACUGGACAGGAUAGCUUAGCUUAGCUUCCAAGCUGUGAACAAGGAGACGCGGUUGUUAUCACGUCGCGAUAAGCAGAGAUCUAGUGUUGUGGAUAUCCUAUGACAAUGUGUGCAAUCAGUGUGAAGGAGGAGUACGAAGAGGAGAUCUGCCGAUUUAAAGUGGACGACGAAGGGCAACUAUUGACGUUAGAUGCUGUUUUCAAGACUCCUCGAGUGGGCUCGCAUAGAGCAGACGUCAGUAAAAAUAUAUUUCCUGAGCAGCAGGACUCUGAGUGCCCUGACAUCAAAAAGGAGGAAGCGCCUGGUCACCACCACUGUGAAGAAUCGCAAGCAUAUAGCCCCAUUGCUCCAACGUCACACUCUUCUGACACAGAUAAUGAACAAUCGAAAGGUUCCGCACCAAAGUCUGAUUACACUGGAAUUACAACCAACGCUGGCAUUGAAUGUGGAAAUGAAAACACAGAGCAGCCACUUCCUCUUACCAGGAAAACUUUAGAUGUUGACCGCCAGUCAGAAGCAGAUUCCUUUUCUUACAGUGAAGAGAGUUAUCCAUGUGAAAUGAACACUGGGCAGCAGAGUCCUCUUUCACUGGAAAUGUUAGAAGAAGAACAACGUCAGGCAGAAGAUUCAUUUUCUUGCGUCACUGAGUCUUUUGUGUGUCAAAUGCACAAGCCACGGUCUUCAAAAAACAUCCACGGGCGAGAGCUUCCUCAGCAUCAGAGAGAUCUCAUAGUUGAAAGGUACCAGUCUGGAGACGGGUACAAAAGAAUUUCCAAGGCAUUAAAUAUACCGUGGAAUACAGUCAAGAGCGUACUCGUCCGAUGGAGAAAAAAUGGCACGACAGUGACACUACCAAGAACUGGACGGCCUUCUAAAAUCGAUGAAAAGACGAGAAAAGAACUGGUUAAGGAGGCUGUUAAGAGGCCAACAGCAACAUUGAAGGAGCUGCAGGAAUUUCUGGCGAGUACUGGCUGUUCUGUACAUGCGACAACCAUAUCCCGUAUACUUCAUAAAUAUGGACUUUGGGGUAGGGUUGCAAGGUAAGGUGGAAAGCCUUUAAAAAGUGAUGACUUAGGUAUUCACUUGUUUUGUUUUGGUGUAAAUGUUCUGCUCUGAGAUAUGUGAGAUGUUGUUCAUGUUGAUUAGGGUUGAAUGUUGGACAGACAUCAGAGGACCAUUUUAAGAGCAUACUUGCAACAACAGAAAGGGAACCCACAGGUCAUUUCUUCCAACUUGCCGCGCUAUUACAAUUGUUUGUAAAAGUUUUUCUUGCACUUAUCGAGUAGGGUUGAACUACAACAUUGUUUGAUGGUUUGCUCCUGUUCAUGUUAAUGAGUAAGAUGAGCAAAUUGUUAUAUUUGAUUACUUAUCAAGUGAGAAAUGUUGUGUUGGCCUUAGUUCACCUUGAAAUCUUUUUGUCAAAUAAUAUAUCCAUGGUAAAACAACUAAAUGUUGUGAAUAAAUAUUUUUUAUUUAACUAAG